CAGUAUCAGAUUGUGGUGGUUUUGGCUAUUGUUGUUAGUUGAGUGAGUAGUAGAUCCUGGCUGAGCCCUAUGCAUAACCCCAGCUGUUAGGUGCAGGAUUUGACAAUUUCCUGUAUUAUAUUACUAAUUACAAUAUUUACAAAGUUUAAGAGGAUUCAUGACUCAUUUUCCAGUGUUCCUAGAGACUAGAGUAGUUUGUUGUGUUUUCUGUUUAAUACAGAAGUGUAUAAUCUCUCUCUCAGUCUGCCUCUGUCACUCUUUCUCUCUCUGUUAAUAACUUACUCUAAUUUUCUCUCUCUUUAGAUUAUCUGGGUGUAUGAUCACAGAAAAAGGCUGUUCUUCUCUGGCUUCAGCUCUUAAUUCAAACCCCUCCCACCUGAAAGAGCUGGAUCUGACCUACAACCACCCAGGAGAGUCAGGAGAGAAGCUGCUUUCUGCCAGACUGGAGGAUCCACACUGCUCACUGGAGACACUCAGAAUGGAACAUGGAGGCGAAAUAAGAAUCAAACCUGGAUUAAAGAAAUACGGCUGUGAUUUCACACUGGAUCCAAACACAGUAAACCCUCUUCUCUCUCUGAGUGAGGAGAACAGGAGGGUGGAGUGGGGAGAGGAGCGGCAGUCGUAUCCUGAUCAUCCAGAGAGGUUUAAUUGGUAUCAGCAGGUUCUGAGUAGAGAGAGAGUUACUGGACGCUGUUACUGGGAGGCUGAGUGGAGCGGGAGAGGAGCUGCUGUAGCUCUGAGUUAUAAAACCAUCAGCAGGAAAGGAUCUGGAUCAGACUGUGUGUUUGGAUGGAAUAUAAACUCCUGGAGUCUGAUCUGCUCUGAUAACAGUUACUCUGUUUAUCACAAUAAGAACAGAACUGAACCCCCCCCUCGUCCCUCCGGCUGUAGGAGAGUAGGAGUGUAUGUGGACUGUCCCGCCGGCACUCUGUCCUUCUACAGAGUCUCCACUGAUACACCCUCACACACUCUCACACACUUACACACACCCUCACACACACCCUCACACACUCUCACACACUUACACACACUCUACACCACCUUUACUCAGCCCCUCUAUGCAGGGAUUAGGGUUUAUGGUUCUGGCUCCUCAGUGACUCUGUGUAAAAUAGAAUAACCCUGUGUGUGUGUGUGUGUGUGUGUGUGUGUGUGUGUUUCUGUGUAUUGUAUGUGUGUGUAUAGUGUGUAUAGUGUGUGUGUGUGUGUGUGUAUAUCAGUAUGUGUGUGUGUUUAUCUGUGUGUAUAUAUCAGUGUGUGUGUGUGCACGUGAGUGUGUAUGUGUAUGUUUAUCUGUGUGUAUGUGUUUAUAGUGUGUGUGUGUGUGUGUAUAUAGUGAGUGUGUGUGUGUGUGUGUGUGUGUGUGCAGUGAAUGUGUGUGUAUAGUGUGUGUGUGUGUAUAGUGUGUGUGUGUGUGUGUGUGUGUGUGUUUGUAUAUAGUGUGUGUGUGUGUGUGUGUGUGUAUAGUGUGUGUGUGUGUGUGUGUGUAUAUAGUGAGUGUGUGUGUGUGUGUGUGUGUGCAGUGAAUGUGUGUGUAUAGUGUGUGUGUGUGUAUAGUGUGUGUGUGUGUGUGUGUGUGUGUGUUUGUAUAUAGUGUGUGUGUGUGUGUGUGUGUGUGUAUAGUGUUCGUAUGUGUGUGUGUGUGUAUAGUGAGUGUGUGUGUGUGUGUAUAGUGAGUGUGUGUGUGUGUGUAUAGUGAGUGUGUGUGUGUGUAUAGUGAGUGUGUGUGUGUAUAGUGAGUGUGUGUGUGUGUGUGUGUGUGUAUAGUGAGUGUGUGUGUGUGUGUGUGUGUGUGUAUAGUGAGUGUGUGUGUGUGUGUAUAGUGAGUGUGUGUGUGUGUGUAGUGUGUGUGUGUGUGUAUAGUGUGUGUGUGUGUGUAUAGUGAGUGAGUGUGUGUGUAUAGUGAGUGUGUGUGUGUGUGUGUGUGUAUAGUGAGUGUGUGUGUGUGUGUGUGUGUAUAGUGAGUGUGUGUGUGUGUGUGUAGUGUGUGUGUGUGUGUGUAUAGUGUGUGUGUGUGUGUGUGUGUGUAUAGUGAGUGUGUGUGUGUGUGUGUCUGUGUGUGUGUGUGUAUAGUGAGUGUGUGUGUGUGUGUGUGUAUAGUGAGUGUGUGUGUGUGUAUAGUGAGUGUGUGUGUGUGUGUAUAGUGAGUGUGUGUGUGUGUGUAGUGAGUGUGUGUGUGUGUGUGUGUGUGUGUGUGUGUAUAGUGUGUGUGUGUAUAGUGUGUGUGUGUAUAGUGUGUGUGUGUGUGUGUAUAGUGAGUGUGUGUGUGUGUGUGUAUAGUGAGUGUGUGAGUGUGUGUGUAUAGUGAGUGUGUGUGUGUGUGUGUGUGUGUGUGUGUAUAGUGAGUGUGGGUGUGUGUGUGUGUAUAGUGAGUGUGUGUGUGUGUGUGUGUGUGUGUGUAUAGUGAGUGUGUGUGUGUGUGUGUGUAUAGUGAGUGAGUGUGUGUGUGUGUGUGUGUGUGUAUAGUGAGUGUGUGUGUGUGUGUAUAGUGAGUAUGUGUGUGUGUGUGUGUGUGUGUGUGUGUGUAUAGUGAGUGUGUGUGUGUGUGUGUGUGUGUAUAGUGAGUGUGUGUGUGUGACGGCACCAUUGCUGUGGGUUAAAUUUUAAACGUCACUUUUUGUUUUUUUGUUUUUCUCUUUUGCUCUUCUUAAUUUUUUAACCCCUUUGUUUCAUCUAUUCUUUAUCUGUAUAUGAUAAACUGUAUUUUACAUUCUUUCAAUAAUAAAUAUAUAUAAUCACAAAAAAGUCCUUAUUCCUUUAUCAUUCAGCACACUGUUAGUGAUUAUUCUACUAUAUAUAUCACAAUUCUCUAAAUCCUCGAUUCCAUUUUAUUUCUGAUUUUAGGAUCACGAUUCGAUUCGAUUCUCCAUUUUCUUUUUUUCUUUUUUUUACAGCAGAGAGGUCUAUGCCAGUUUUAGAUUAGUCUAUGGUCAGUCACUGGUUUGAUUCAUCAAAUUUACAAUAUCUUAUUUCAAAAGGUGGGCUUGAUAUAAGUGAUGCAAAGUGAUACAAGUGAUCUGUAAUACACCACAUUAGGCACUAAUGGUCAAAUUUAAAUAAUUUAAUUGAGAUAUAUAUGUAAUACCAUGUAGUGGUUUUUUUUGGAAGCAGCAGUGUGCACUAUUAAAACAGCAACGUGCAACAUAACAAAAUAAAUAAUAAAAUAAUACAGGAACAGUCAUGUACAAAAUAAUAGAACAAUUAGAGCCUUAACAAACUGAACUCUAUCCUACUAUAACAGCUAAACAUGAAAAAUAAGACUUUAAGACUUUCUCUUUAAUAAAGAUAUAUUAUUAACUUUAUCUGAGAGAAAGAUGCUCCUUAAGGUACCAAAACUAUUAACAUAUUUGAGGCUA
Messenger RNA from Astyanax mexicanus (Mexican tetra), 3353 nucleotides. RefSeq names its product stonustoxin subunit beta-like. The transcript is spliced from 3 exons. Bases 317 to 1117 code for a protein of 266 amino acids. The record is from RefSeq and is a predicted model, not a curated record. Gene Ontology annotation, molecular function: protein binding. Lineage: Eukaryota; Metazoa; Chordata; Actinopteri; Characiformes; Acestrorhamphidae.